Molecule: messenger RNA, 2624 nt
Organism: Drosophila willistoni
Lineage: Eukaryota; Metazoa; Arthropoda; Insecta; Diptera; Drosophilidae
Gene: Cka
Product: striatin-4
Exons: 5
Coding region: 331-2499 (722 amino acids)
Molecular function (GO): protein binding
Source: RefSeq, a predicted model, not a curated record
GCAAGUAGUGUUGCCAGAAUUAGCGGAAAACAGGAAUUACGCGUGAAAAAUACCAAUGAAAAUCAAGUGAAAAAAUUUUUAAAACUUAGCUGUACGGUGCAUUUAAGUGCAAAGACCAAAAUAGAAAAAAUUGAAAUCAACAGAAGAAAAACUCGGAGAACUCGAUUCAUCAUCUAUAAUAUUAAUAAAAAAAUAAAAAAAAAUAAAAACAAAUCAUCAUCCUACAUCAACAACAAUUUGAGGGAAGCUACUCCUACAACAUCGCGGGACAGCUGGCAAACAGAGAAGAGAAGCUAUACGGCGACGGAGACGACGACACAACUACAACAAAUGGGAACCAAUUCGGGAGCCACUGCUGGCAUCAACAAUAAGCCGGUUGGCGGUGCCAAUUCUGGAAUUGGCGGUGUCCUAUCCAACAGUUUAUUAGGCGGUGGCGGUGUCGGCAGCGGCGGUCUGAGCAUCAGCGGCCUAAACGCUGGCGGACAGAACGCCAAUGUUGGCGGCCUUGUGGGCGGCGGCGGCAACAAUGGCAGCGACGACGGUAAUGGUAUGCCCGGUGUCGGCGGCGGUCCAAAUAAUCAGCAGGCCACUACGCCCCAAUACACAAUACCCGGAAUCUUGCAUUUUAUUCAACACGAAUGGUCGCGCUUUGAACUAGAGCGCUCACAGUGGGAUGUAGAUAGGGCUGAAUUGCAGGCUCGCAUUGCCAUGCUGUUGGGCGAGCGCAAGUGCCUGGAGAGUCUCAAAUCGGAUCUGACGCGGCGGAUCAAGAUGCUGGAAUAUGCCCUGCGUCAGGAGCGAUCGAAAACUUAUCGAUUAAAAUAUGGAACCGAUCCGCCGCAAUUAAACGAGUUCAAGCCAUCGAAUGACGAUGUCGGCUUAGCCGGCGAUGUGGCUACCGAUUCGGAAGUGCCCUACAGCUCGGUGUCAAAUACCACGUGGCGUCAGGGCAGGCAAAUGCUACGGCAAUAUUUGGCGGAAAUCGGUUACACAGACAACAUUAUCGAUGUGCGAUCAAAUCGGGUGCGUUCUAUUCUUGGCCUAAACAAUAACGCCGAACACGAUGGCGGCGGCGGUGGUGUUGGUCUUGGCACUGGCGGUGGAGAGAAUCUCAGUCCGAAUAUCAAUGGGAACGAGAGCAAUAAACGGGCAUCUGAAUCUGAAGGCCGUCAUACUCCCGCUAAAAAAGUGCAACAAUCGAACGAUGCCAUUAUUCUGGACACGGAGGCGGCGGUUAUGGCGAACUUUGAGUUCCUUGGCACCACAGAGAUGUCCGAUGAUGAUGAAAUAUCCGAUGAUCUGGAAAUGGUGGCCACCGACAAUGAUGACACAGACGUUAAACUGGAUCAAAAGCGGCCGAAGUCUGGCAAAGAAAUGCUGACAGAAGAAGUGGACGGCUCAUUAGGAUUGGGUGAAUUGGCCCAGCUGACGGUUAACAAUGAUUCGGAUGGUUCAUAUGAUGCAAAUUCCAAGGACGGAACUGGCGGCAGUGCUGGCGGUGCUGGUUACCGCAAAACUUGGAAUGCCAAGUAUACACUACGCUCCCAUUUCGAUGGUGUACGCUCGCUGAUUUUCCAUCCGGAGGAGCCGGUUCUAAUUACCGCUUCCGAGGAUCACACGCUCAAGCUGUGGAAUCUACAGAAGACCGUGCAAGCCAAAAAGUCCGCUAGUCUCGAUGUGGAGCCGCUGUAUACGUUCCGUGCCCACACUGGUCCCGUGCUAUGUUUGGGAAUGUCCACCAACGGUGAGACAUGCUAUUCCGGCGGCCUGGACGGCAACAUUGAGUGCUGGCAACUGCCAUCGCCGAACAUUGAUCCAUACGACUGCUACGAUCCGAGCGUUCAUUCCGCCACACUGGAGGGUCACACGGAUGCCGUAUGGGGCUUGACCACCAUGCAGAACAACAUUGUCUCGUGUUCGGCCGAUGGCACAGUGAAGCUGUGGUCCCCAUACAACAAGGAGCCACUAUUGCGCACCUACACGGCUGCCGAGGCAGAGGGCGGGCCCUCAUCUGUUGACUUUGUGCGCAACGAGGUGGAUCACAUCGUGGUGGCCUACAACAGUGCGCACUGCAUCAUCUACGACACUGAAACGGGCAAGCAGGUGAUAAAGCUGGAGGCUGCGCAGGAGAUGUCCGGCAACACGGGGAAGUUCAUCAACAAGGUCGUCUCGCAUCCUACACUGCCCAUCACGAUCACGGCGCACGAGGAUCGGCAUAUACGCUUCUGGGACAACACAUCGGGCACUCUGGUCCAUUCGAUGGUGGCGCACUUGGAGCCCGUCACAUCGUUGGCGGUCGAUGCACAUGGCCUGUACUUGCUGUCCGGCUCACACGACUGCUCCAUACGGCUGUGGAAUUUGGACAAUAAGACCUGCGUGCAGGAAAUAACGGCGCAUCGCAAGAAGUUCGAUGAGAGCAUAUUCGAUGUGGCCUUCCAUGCCACCAAGCCGUAUAUAGCUAGUGCUGGAGCUGAUGGUUUGGCCAAGGUGUUUGUCUAAGAUUCAUCAGCAGCCGCAUCAGCGAUUACGAGUUCAAGUUAAAUAAAUAUACAUACAUAUAUUAUAUAUAUACAUACAUAUAUAUAUAUAAUACACACACACACACACACACCAAUAACAAACAA